AUGAGUGACAUACGAAAUUUUUUGCAAAAGAAACGCAAGAUAGAAUUAAGUCCAUCAAGUAUAAAUGAAGGCAAUCAUGACAUAGGUAAUUUAAGUAAUUUAAGUACUAAUAGUUCUAAUAGUAGCCAACAAAAAGAAGUGCCACAACUCCAAUCAAGUAUAAAUGAAGGCAAUCAUGACAUAGGUAAUUUAAGUAAUUUAAGUACUAAUAGUUCUAAUAGUAGCCAACAAAAAGAAGUGCCACAACUCCUUCAUCAGUUGACUGUUGGUGCUAAUAAAUUAGAUAUUGGACUGUAUUUGAAUUCCUACGUUGAUGACGAAUUACGUUUAAAGUUAUUGAAGGACCCCUGGGUUCCAUCAAAAACAUAUGACUUCAAAAAAGAUUUGACCAACGGCUCUACGAGAGUAUUUCGUAUAGAAUGGUUUGCACUUUAUCCAUGGCUAAGUUACUCAGCUGUUUCUAAAGGCCCACUAUGUCGCGUUUGUGUAUUAUUUCGACCUCGAGUACAUAGAGGUGUUCAAGGAGCAUUCAUUGUUUCACCAUGCAUAAAAUAUCAAAAAUUUAACGAGGUUUCAAAGGCUCAUGAAAUUAGUAUUUGGCAUAAAGACGCAAUUAAUGCGUCACAACAUUUUUUAAACUCAAAAGAGAGAAAACAAUUGAGUGUUCAUGAGCAAAUAGAUUCGGCAUUUAAUAGAGAAAUAGAAGAAAACAGGGUGAAACGUAGUAAUGUAGAUAAUUAUGCAAAAUAA
Molecule: messenger RNA, 750 nt
Organism: Macrosiphum euphorbiae (potato aphid)
Lineage: Eukaryota; Metazoa; Arthropoda; Insecta; Hemiptera; Aphididae
Source: the annotation of a GenBank genome assembly